Molecule: messenger RNA, 1888 nt
Organism: Chelonus insularis
Lineage: Eukaryota; Metazoa; Arthropoda; Insecta; Hymenoptera; Braconidae
Gene: mtTFB2
Product: mitochondrial transcription factor B2
Exons: 5
Coding region: 96-1274 (392 amino acids)
Biological process (GO): transcription initiation at mitochondrial promoter; rRNA methylation
Cellular component (GO): mitochondrial matrix
Molecular function (GO): rRNA (adenine-N6,N6-)-dimethyltransferase activity; mitochondrial transcription factor activity
Source: RefSeq, a predicted model, not a curated record
CGUCGGUAGGCGAUUAAAUUCCAUAUAACCUAAAAACACGAUAUUCAAAUGAAUGAUUAUUUGUAAACAAUUGCAACUGUACACUGAUACAAGCGAUGAUAUUGAAGAGGUUAAUUAUUCAUUUGAAAUAUCUACCAAAGAAAAAUGUACGAUUUUUCAAAAUGUGUAGUUCUCAAACUGAAAAGAGUUCCAAUGGAAAAAUAAAUCUUCAAUCAACGGAAAAAAAUUCGAAUGAUUUUAAUAAACAAGAUGCUCCUAGUGAAUGUUUAGAAAAGAAGAAAACGCCAAAGAUGAUGUAUCUUCUGAAUAAGAAAGGCGCCGAGCAAUUUGCUUCAAUAAUUGUUAAAGAGUUAUUAAAAAAUAAUGUACCUGUAUUAGAGAUGCAACCAGGAUUUGGAUUCUUGACACAAUUAUUACUAGACGCUGGUGUUCCUGAAAUUUACUUGUAUGAACAGAAAGAAAAAUUUAUUGAAACUUUAGAAGCAAUGUCCAAAAAAUAUUCCCAGCGAAUUCAUAUUAGGAAAUAUAAUUUAUUACAGCUACAUAAAAUAGGUUUUUUAGAUUUUAUAAAAGAUGAAGACACUCUAGGAAAAGUUUUUAGUGGAAUUGAAUUAGCCAAUGAUUUUAACAAACCUUCAUUUCAAAUCGUUGGUCCUAUGCCUAAUAUUCAAUUACCUAUAUUUCUCACAUCUUUAGAUCCAAAAAUUUCUUUUAAAUAUGAGCAUGUAGUUCUGUAUGUUGCAAUAUUACCAUCAGUGUCGAAGGUUUUCGAUGAUAUCCCUGGAAGUAAUUUUCACAAACCAAGAAAUAUCUAUUUACGAGUUAGAUUUAAAUAUAAAAUACUCGAUGCAAUGUCUCGAAAAUAUUUCUACCCUCAACCUAAUUGUUCAUCAAAGAAAAAGAAGAAUAAGGCAUCUUAUUGCAGAGACGAUGCGGACAAAGUGUAUGUAGUUAAGUUGGAAUCAAAUCAUGAUGAAGUUAAUCAAAAAUUCACCAAAGCAGAUUGGUAUCAUUUUGUUCAUUUCCUACGAAUGGGUAUGAAAAAUCGUCGAUCGCGGAUCAUACCAACUCUAGAGAAAUGGAUUCCAGGCUGUGGACCAAAUUUAAUUCAUCAUAAUUUUAAUAUUUACUCUACAUUUUCUGAAUUAACAUCUCCGGAGCUGUUGAAUUUAUUCAACAUCUUUCGAGCUUUACCUGGAUAUGAGUCAAGCUCUUUCAUGAGUAUAUUACAAUCAGGAAUGCCCAACUAUUCAGAAAUUUAUACAAUGAACUAAAUUAUCCAUGAAGGAAAAUUGUAAGUUAGUUGUAAAUAACUUCUAAAUGUACAUAAACUUAGAAAAAAGGGCUUUAUUGAUGGACUGUAAACUAUUGAUGAGUUUCUUAAAUUUUAUAUGAAUUUAUAUUAAAUGUUAUUUAAUCUAAAAAUGAUAAAUUUUUUUAUAAAAUAUUUUUAAAGCUGUGCUGGUGUAUUCAUUGGUUUUUAUCAUAUAAUGACUAAAUUUCUCAUAGUAUUUUAAUGGUCAGACGUGAACUUUAGUCUUGGAAAUUAUAAGUUAAUGGAGAUGGAAACAUUCUGGACAAUAUAUACAUAUAUAUAUACAUACACAUCUCAUCACACUGUGAAUAUCGUUGAAGAGCUAAGAUUCAGUCAGGAAUAAUUUUUUUAAUAACCGCAAGAUGAUUUUUGUGUAUAUUUUAUUCAUUUUGAUGCCUAGUGAUGCUGUUCGUCAAUUACUACAUCAAUCAAUGGAGGUCAGAAUGAAAAAAGAGUGUUCAAUAAAUAUGACAAUUGUCGAAGAAAAUGGGGAAAUUGAAUGUGAGUGUGUUUCUGGAUACCUUUACUAUCCACCUCUAGAUAGGUGUUUCAAACCAUACUCCAGAGGACCAU